Neomonachus schauinslandi (Hawaiian monk seal) is the source of this 1624-nucleotide messenger RNA. RefSeq names its product RALY heterogeneous nuclear ribonucleoprotein (gene RALY). The transcript is spliced from 10 exons. NCBI's taxonomy places the organism in Eukaryota, Metazoa, Chordata, Mammalia, Carnivora, Phocidae. Gene Ontology annotation, cellular component: nucleus. Bases 387 to 1268 code for a protein of 293 amino acids. The record is from RefSeq and is a predicted model, not a curated record. Gene Ontology annotation, molecular function: RNA binding.
GGCGCCCCCACCCCCGCGCGCUUCAGUGGUGCCGGCCGAGGGAAGGACUCGGGGGCUGCGGGGCUCGCGCCGCUGUCAGUGCGGCGGGGCGCGCGAGCGGCGCGGGCUCAGGGCGGGCACAGCCGAGAGAAGCUGAGGGGGCGGCGGCGGGGGCGACUCCCGCGCGUGUGUUCAGCUCGUCACGCCGCGGCCGGGGCCGCCUUCUUCCUCCUUCUCUCCCUCCCUUCCGCCCCCGAGUGCGGCGGCACCGCCUCCUUCUGCGCCGCGCGGCUUCCUCCAGACCUCUCGGCGCGGGUGAGCCUUGUUCCCAGAGGCAGCUGGUACUGACCCUGUGACCCAAAAGAGAAAAUUGUGGGCUGAGCUCAGCCUUGGUACUGGUGGCCAUCAUGUCCUUGAAGAUCCAGACAAGCAAUGUAACCAACAAGAAUGACCCCAAGUCUAUCAAUUCUCGGGUCUUCAUUGGAAACCUCAACACAGCUGUGGUGAAGAAGUCGGAUGUGGAGACCAUCUUCUCCAAGUAUGGCCGCGUGGCCGGCUGUUCUGUGCACAAAGGCUAUGCCUUUGUCCAGUACGCCAAUGAGCGCCACGCCCGGGCAGCUGUGCUGGGAGAGAAUGGGCGGGUGCUGGCCGGGCAGACCCUGGAUAUCAACAUGGCUGGAGAGCCCAAGCCCAACAGACCUAAGGGGCUAAAGAGAGCAGCAUCUGCCAUAUACAGUGGCUACAGCUUUGACUAUGAUUACUACCGGGACGACUUCUACGACAGGCUCUUCGACUAUCGGGGCCGCCUGUCACCUGUGCCAGUGCCCAGGGCAGUCCCUGUGAAGCGACCCCGGGUCACGGUCCCCUUGGUCCGGCGCGUCAAAACCACCAUACCUGUCAAGCUCUUUGCCCGCUCCACGGCCAUUCCCGCCGGCUCAGCCAAGAUCAAGUUAAAGAGCAGUGAGCUGCAGGCCAUCAAGACAGAGCUGACACAGAUCAAGUCCAACAUCGACGCUCUGCUGGGCCGCUUGGAGCAGAUUGCCGAGGAGCAGAAGGCCAACCCAGAUGGCAAGAAGAAGGGCGACAGCAGCAGUGGCAGUGGCGGGGGCAGUAGUGGUGGCAGCAGCCGGCCGCCAGCCCCCCAGGAGGACACGGCUUCUGAGGCAGGCACGCCCCAGGGAGAAGCACAGGCUCGAGACGACGGCGAUGAGGAGGGGCUGCUGACACACAGUGAGGAAGAGCUGGAGCACAGCCAGGACACAGACGUGGAGGAUGGGGCCUUGCAGUAAGCAGCCUGACAGGAACGAUGGCCACCGGCAGGAGAAGGGCGUGCACUGUACCAGGCCUAAAGCUGGGCACCCGCCCCUGGAGACUACCCCCAGCGGGUCCCAGGAGAGCCGGCCGCAGGCAUCUCCUCCCGCACACAUCCCAGCCAGUGCUGCAUCCUCUGCAGGUGGAGUUAUUGGCCACCCUUCCCCUCACGCCCUCCCUGUUGGCACCGCCCAGGCCAGAGGGCAGCGCACAGAGGUUUCCCCACACUCUACCUCCCCUCCCAGGACACUCCCAGGCUUGGGGUUUUUCUAUAGGUUUGGAGAGGGGAGGGUCCCAGGGAGGGUACCCUGACAAUAAAGAGAUUGGAUCCCAA